Megalobrama amblycephala (Wuchang bream) is the source of this 901-nucleotide messenger RNA. RefSeq names its product gamma-crystallin M2-like. The record is from RefSeq and is a predicted model, not a curated record. Gene Ontology annotation, biological process: lens development in camera-type eye; visual perception. NCBI's taxonomy places the organism in Eukaryota, Metazoa, Chordata, Actinopteri, Cypriniformes, Xenocyprididae. The transcript is spliced from 3 exons. Bases 336 to 857 code for a protein of 173 amino acids. Gene Ontology annotation, molecular function: structural constituent of eye lens.
UGUUAGUUCAUGAUACCUAAUCAUAACAAACUGAACAUUAUUGUAAAGUAUUACCGGAAUGUUUUUGAAGUGUUUCUAGAUUCACAUUCUUUUUAACUAAGAAAAAUAUAAUCAUUUGUCCUAAAAUAAACGUGAACACUAAGAUCUACAUACCAAGCUUUACCUAGAAUGGUCUCUAUUCCAACAUGCAGAGUCAGGAAUCGCCUAACAAUAGGUGUUGUGUAGUCUUUAGUCUUGGUCUAGUAUAAAAGCACAGGUGACAGCAGUCAGUCAACAACCAGAACAGGCUUCAGCUUCUCUUUUGUGGAUCCACUGAGGGGUCAGCAAGCGCAACCAUGAAGGUCACCUUUUUUGAGGACAGGAACUUCCAGGGUCGCUCCUACAACUGUAUGGGCGACUGUGCUGAUAUGCACUCCUACAUGAGCCGCUGUCACUCCUGCAGAGUGGAGAGCGGAUGCUGGAUGAUGUACGAUCAAUCCAACUACAUGGGAAACGGGUAUUUCUUCAGGAGGGGCGAGUACGCCGAUUACAUGUCUAUGUUUGGAAUGAGCAACUGCAUCAGGUCCUGCCGUAUGAUCCCCAUGCACAGGGGAUCCUACAGAAUGAGGAUCUACGAGAGGGAGAACUUCAUGGGUCAGAUGUAUGAGAUGAUGGAUGACUGUGACAACAUCAUGGACCGUUACCACAUGUCUCACUGCCAGUCCUGUCAUGUGAUGGACGGCCACUGGCUCAUGUAUGAGCAGCCCCACUACAGAGGCAGGAUGUGGCACUUCGGGCCUGGAGAGUACAGGAGCUUCAGCAAUAUGGGCGGCAUGAGAUUCAUGAGCAUGAGGCGUAUCAUGGACUCUUGGUACUAGCUCCAGUGUAUCGAAUAAUAAAACGAUUUCAUGAGAACACUAAA